CAGAGAAGAACACAACUGGGAACAACAGGUCUCAUAUACCCACAUAUAUUUAACCAUGGAUACCAAAAUCAUUGAGAUGGCAGCCCUGGGAAGGGCCCUGUAUCCUGGCAUGCUGUACGACUGCCGCAAUGACUCUUUUAUUCCAGGUAUCACUUUAUGGGACAAGAAUGCAUUGCGUGAUGAUAUUGACGUGCUUGAUCAGACUAAAACAUUUGUCAAGCUUGCUGCCUCUGACAGUGUCAGCGAUAAGGCCAACCUUUUAAAUGUGAGCGCUUCCCUAAAAGCUAGUUUCUUAGGUGGAUUGGUGGAGGUUGGAGGAUCUGCUAAGUACCUGCAAGAUACCAAAUCCUCAGCACGUCAGUGCAGAGUUACUAUGCAGUACAGCCAGACAACAAAAUUUGAACAGCUCACUAUGAAGGAGCUCGGUAAUAUCGCCUAUCCAAAAGUAUUUGAACAGAAAACAGCCACUCAUGUAGUUACAGCUGUACUGUAUGGAGCUUCUGCUUUCAUGCUGUUUGAUUAUUCAAGUUCAGAAAGUGAGAACAAGCAGGAAAUUGAAGGAAGCCUUCAAGCAGUGGUCAAGAAGAUCCCUACUAUUUCAAUUGAGGGGCAAGCAUCUCUGAAGUUGUCCUCCGAAGAAAAGAAACUAGCUGAAAAUAUAAACGUCACAUUUUAUGGUGACUAUGAGCUUGAUGAAAACCCCACCACCUACACAGAGGCUCUGAGAGCAUGCAAGAAGUUGCCCGGUCUGUUGAAGGAUAGAAACAGUAAAGGUGUACCAGUGACUGUGUGGCUGUAUCCUCUCACACUUUUGGAUUCUAGGGCUGCUAAGCUGGUGAGAGAAAUCAGUUUGAGCCUGGUGUCUAAAACAGAAAGUGUGUUGGAGGAUCUCGCUGACGCAGAAAGAAAAUGCAAUGAUUUACUCAGAAACCCAAUUACAGCCAGUUUCCCUGAGCUAAACAAAAGCUUGGAACAGUUUAGGGAAUUACACAGUUUUUAUAAGAUUGCAUUACAAAAGUCACUGGUCAGCAUUUUGCCAAAUAUUCGGAGUGGAGCACUGGAGAACAAGGCACUGGGAGAUAUCCUGACCAACCAUGGCAUGACGCCCUUCACUGCUACCAACAUGAACAAAUGGUUAGAUGACAUUACAACUCAAUUAAAUGUGCUGACUUCGUAUACCAGUGCACUGAAGGAUGUCACAUUUGUGUCAUCUGAAAGAUUAUUUAAUUCCAUUCUCUAUGAUCCUAAUGUUGAUUCAGUGGUUAGCUUGACAUUUACAUCUCUAAAGAGUGAGGACCCCUAUCUUGUGGGUGUACGAAGCUUUGUAUACUCUGAUGCAUUGGCCAAUUUUGGACAACCAAUUACUAAAGCUUUCUCAUACCCAACAACACAGCCUUGGUUCACAUCUCUUGAUAUUUCAUCAAGGAUGAGGCAGAAUCUUACUCUCUUUACAAGUUUUUUCAAGACCAAUAUAAAUAAUAGCAGAAUCAAGUUUGUCGUUGCUUCCAUAUCUGACCCCAGCAAUCCAGGAACCUCCAUCCGACUUUAUCAGAGCAGCACUUUGAAAGAUCCUAAGUUCCAGCCUGUAUCCAAGCCUGCUGCACCUGUGGUGGGGACCAGUGAUGGGAAACCCCUUGUAACGCUUUCAAAAUCUCCAACCGGAGAGACUCGACAGUUCAUAAUUGAGUACAGGAAUACUCAGCCAACUGAUUCAGCAAGUGAUCUCGCCAUGUGGAAAGUCAUCAUGACUCCAGAUGCAAAUACCAGCUUUGCAUUUAGUGAUCUUAACCCAUUACAACAAUACUGGGUCCGAUACAGAGCUGUUGGCACUUUGGGAGUGAGUGAACCCAGUGACUAUCUUCAAUUCAGUUUUUCUGGGAUGCUCGAUUUCACAAUGAGCCAAUGGAACCUCUCCAUGCCUUCUCUGAUUAAUCAUAUAAGGACUAAAAUAAUGACCAAUAUGGGCUUCUCUCGAUGGUCUUCCUCUACUAUCAAGUCAGAGGUUUCAAAUAUUAUCAACAAUCCUAACCUUUCUUACGAUGGUGAAAUUCCUGGAGGCAUGAAAAUCGGAACAGCCUUGUAUUUCCAAGGCACUGCUCUUAAAACAGGAACAUCCUUUGAAAUGAAUGUUAGAGCCGGGUCAUGGUCAAGCGGCGAUUACACUUUUUUCGCAUAUUUUAAAUUGGGUGAGUCAAUGGCCUUCAACACCCGAAGGGGUCCGAAUUGGGAAGCAUCAGAAAACGUAUCAUCAUGUCCCAUUACCAAAGGAUCAGCUUUUGAUAUGUUUUUUGUGGUCAAACAAGAAGGCUGGGAGGUAAAUAUAAAUGGGCAGAAAGUUUAUCUGUUCAAGCAUCGCCUGCCAGUGGAAAAAGCGACUACACUAGGCAUUUUUGGAGACAUCGUCAUGAACACCAUGGGUACUGUUUCAAACUGGGGCAAUUCUACUUUUGGUAAGGAGCUAGCUCCUGGCAUUUCACGCACAGUGCUUUCUAACAUCCAGUCUGAUGUGCAGUAUCCAGUCAGCAACCCUCAAAAAAACUAUAAUGGCAAACUCCCAGUAGCUGUGAAGCCUGGUCUGGUUUUCUUCUUCCAAGGGGUUGUUCCUUCAGAUUUCAAAUGCUUUGCAAUAAAUUUCCUGGUGGGGAGCGACAUUGCUUUUCAAUUCCUAGCUCAAUCGAUCGGAAUGAUCUAUAACAGCUGCAGGAGUGGGAAUUGGGAAAACGCAAUACAAAUUAAAGGAAGCCCAUUUGUCAAAGGAUCAGCCUUUGAUAUCUUGUUCUUCAUUAAUUCAACAGGAUAUGAGAUAAUUAUCAAUGGCUUGCCAUUCUCUACAUUCGCCCACCGUAUGCCAGUAGAGAAUGUGAAUUUCAUUGAGAUCAAUGCAGAUGUCUUCAUGAACAACUUCUCGAUCAUUGACGUGGACAAGGUUAACAUAAAAGCAAAGAUUCCUGCCAAUGUUUGAGGACUUGAUCGUCCCUGAAGCACUGAGUACAUUUACGAGAUUGGUUUUGCUCUGUGCUCAAUAUAUCAGAAUUCAUGUAUCGUUUAUGAACACAAUUUACCUUGCAGCAUUCUCGUGGCGGCUUUGUUGCUUUUUACUGUUAGAAAUGAACAAGCGAAACAUUCUUUGCAACAGUUUUACAAUUCUAUCGUACAUCUUAUUUAAAUAAUGUAGAUGGUUUCCAUUAAUCUAUAUAUAUAUACACACACAGACACGUAAUGCUAAAAAAAUAAUGGCAGUAGUUUUUAGAUUAAUCCAUUUAAACCAAGAUUUUCUUAGAUUUUAGAUAAAUAUCUGGUGUAAUAGAGGUCUGUUAAACAUCACAAAAGUCUGCCAUGCUAAAUCUGUCAGAAAUGAGCAAGAUUAAAUAUUACUCGUAUAUUUUCUUGUCCCUUUGUACCUCUCACCAUAAACUAAGGUUGAACUUCUUCUUUUCUUCCUCUUUACUCCUUUACUAAUUCUUUGCAUCUUUUGCUGUUUAAAUUCCAUCUGAAAUGCUGUAAUACAAUUUCGGACCUGUAGAUGGCACUCAUUGCUCGUCCCUUAACAAAACAUUGCUCUAUAGGGAAUAUUCUAAAACAUUAUUGGUCACGUGUUUUAUUGUACGAAUAUGUUUUUUUUCUUUGUUAUUUUGAAUUAGAAAAAUUGUAACAGGA
Tachysurus vachellii is the source of this 3657-nucleotide messenger RNA. Its product is annotated as cytolytic toxin-alpha-like. Gene Ontology annotation, molecular function: carbohydrate binding; protein binding. The record is from RefSeq and is a predicted model, not a curated record. The coding region runs from base 56 to 2962 and encodes 968 amino acids. The transcript has 12 exons. Lineage: Eukaryota; Metazoa; Chordata; Actinopteri; Siluriformes; Bagridae.